CCAAAAUCUCACCUUCAUGACUCUUUCAAAAGCAAUUUUCUUUCUAAAAACGCUUGAUCUGUCAAAAUCUGAUAACGCAUUGCGCGGUAGCUCAAAGCCCCCUAAAUUACCGUCUCCUCGGUACAUGGGUGCAUAUCCCUGCCGUAAGGAGGCUAGACCCCCCGAAACCGCCUGACAUCGGAGCGAGAGGUUUAUCACAGUGAGACACCAAGACCCGCAAAACUCUUCCCUUCUUCCACUUCUCACUGUGAAAAAAGUCGAGUUCAUCACUUCGCAGCUGAUUGAUAAACUUCUGGGUCCAAAAGAUGGCCUGUUUAUGCGGGUGCAUCAAUCAACUGAUUGAUAACUUUGAUCCGAAAACGGCCGCGGGUCUUGCGUCAGGCCUGAAUAAGCACCUCGAAGCUAUCCGAAGCAUCCUCGCUAGGAAUAAAUCCCUCGCCAAGGAGGUUCGAUACCAGAUCAUCCCGAGUAACCAGCGCACAGCAAAGAUCUUGUCGCUGCACUCUAUUGAUCUUUUAAAGAUUGAGAGGUUGCAUAGCGUGUUUAAAGAUGACGUCAAGGGUUUCUGGGUGGCGUCUGGUGAUGCGUUACAUCAGGAAUUACGACGGCGAAUAGCGUGUAUUACGAUCUUCUUGAGAUCGAAAGUGGAUGAUGAUGCGUGGGCGUCGUAUGAUGUCGCGAACCUUAUCCAAGGGCGCACGUUAUCCGAGUUGAGAUAUGCGGGCAGCAAGUACAUCAAGAUCGCCCGACGCCUGGGAGGGAUUGGGUCGAUCCUCUGGCUGCCGCUAGAAAUACCGGCCUCAACAUAUGAGCGUUACCUAAACAUGGAUGACGCCGAGGCCUUUGAUCACAUUCAGAACCUUGGCUCCGACGCGCCCGACCUGAACCUUUUCGUUCAGCGCCUCAUCACGGCUCAACUUGACGAUCCCUCGCUUGUCUUGUCACAUCGAAAUUUGCUGUUAGAGUAUGGAGACUGCAUAUCACCCUCCGAGCAAGGUCUGCUUCUGCUGCAUGCUCUUGGCGGUAAUGACAUUCCGCUCGAUUUGCUGAAAAGCGCCAAGAUUCCUAUGAGACGAUGGACCAAUGAAGGAGAGAUACAGAGCAUAACUGCCUCCGAUUUCGGGUUCAAUGCUGAAAUAAUCAGGCUGCUGUCUAGUGAUGAGCGUCUUGAGGAGUUGAGUCAACGGCCGGAAGUUACUCAGCAGGCUUUGGAGGAUGGCACGAUUGUUUGGUCGUUAUCGCCUGAGGCGCAAGAAGAGCUUUCUCAUCGAUUGACACCGCAGACAACCGAGGACUGGGCGACAACGGCGUUGAAGUUGCUGUGCUUUGCAUGUCCUCCUUGCUAUGAAGGCAAAGUCAAUUGGUACGCCCAGUACGCUCCCUGUGUCACAGCGCAAGACCAGACUAGGUUACCCUAG
This is a messenger RNA of Fusarium odoratissimum NRRL 54006, 1418 nucleotides long. RefSeq lists its product as uncharacterized. The record is from RefSeq and is a predicted model, not a curated record. Lineage: Eukaryota; Fungi; Ascomycota; Sordariomycetes; Hypocreales; Nectriaceae. The transcript has 3 exons. The coding region runs from base 306 to 1418 and encodes 370 amino acids.